Molecule: messenger RNA, 360 nt
Organism: Heterostelium album PN500
Lineage: Eukaryota; Evosea; Eumycetozoa; Acytosteliales; Acytosteliaceae
Exons: 2
Coding region: 1-360 (119 amino acids)
Source: RefSeq, a predicted model, not a curated record
AUGUAUUUUAUUUUCUUUUAUAAUAGUGCAGCAGAUACAGUCAGUGCAAAAGAUAAAGAUAGAUAUAGUACUGAACAAAUUGAAAAGUGUUAUUUUACAAUGAACAAAAAGAUAUUGAAAUCAAACAAACUAGUAUUACUAGAACAAGCUGUGAUGACCGAUCUCGAAGAUCAAGUACCUCUUCACUUUCCAAAACUAAAGAUUCAAGAUCAAAAGAGAUACUUUGAAGGUCAUUCACAAAACAUUCAAAGAGAAGAAGAUAAACAGAUAUUCAUUGGUUUCUUUCAAGAUGAAUUCACAAAUUGGAAAUGUGAUUUUAAAAAUGUAAGUUUUAAAAAGAGAAUUAAGAUUAUUAACUAG